This is a messenger RNA of Musa acuminata subsp. malaccensis (wild Malaysian banana), 825 nucleotides long. RefSeq names its product noroxomaritidine synthase 2-like. Lineage: Eukaryota; Viridiplantae; Streptophyta; Magnoliopsida; Zingiberales; Musaceae. The record is from RefSeq and is a predicted model, not a curated record. Gene Ontology annotation, molecular function: heme binding; monooxygenase activity; oxidoreductase activity, acting on paired donors, with incorporation or reduction of molecular oxygen.
AUGGAAGGUAAUAGACCAUUGCAUAGCGGUUGCAUAGCGGAAAGCAUCGCAGAGAAGAAGAAAUUAAGAAGCCUCAAGAAUCAUAAAGAUGGCGGAGGCAAAGAAAAAGCCAAUCUACUCUCGUCUUACAUCAACGACGAUGACGAUGAAGAGCAGCAAGACAGCCAUCGACAAGGAUCAACCGAGUUCGACAAGUUCCUCCGUGACACAGCCAUAAACUUCAUUUUUGCCGGGAGGGACACAACUGGUGCAGCGCUCAUAUGGUUCUUCUGGCUGAUCUGCAACAAUCCCGUGGUGGAGUCCAAUAUCCUCGAGGAAUUGAGGUCGACGCCCCUGGGAAAACAGAGAUCGAGCUCCAAUGAUCUGACCAUAUUCGAUCCAGAAGAGCUGAGCAAAUUGGUCUAUCUGCAUGCAGCCCUCUGCGAGUCGCUCAGGCUGUUCCCUCCCCUUCCCUUCCAUCACCAGGCAGCUCUGCGACAUGAAGUCCUCCCGAGUGGACACAGAGUUGAAGCAGGCACAAAGAUCUUGUCCUCCCUGUACUCCAGAGGGAGGAUGGAAAGGAUUUGGGGCAUGGACUGCUUGGAGUUCCGGCCCGAGAGAUGGAUUUCGGAAGAGGGGCGGGUGCGGCACGAGCCAUCUUGCAAGUUCAUGUCGUUCGGUUCUGGCCGCAGGACCUGCCUGGGAAAGGAAGUGGCCUUCACUCAGAUGAAGGCAGUGGUGGCUGCCAUGGUCUACAACUUCCAAGUUCAAGUGCUUCAAGGUCAUGUGGUCGAGCCAAAGCUUUCCGUCAUCCUUCACAUGAAGAAUGAAUGGCCUGAGGGUUAA